Prunus avium (sweet cherry) is the source of this 2189-nucleotide messenger RNA. NCBI's taxonomy places the organism in Eukaryota, Viridiplantae, Streptophyta, Magnoliopsida, Rosales, Rosaceae. The record is from RefSeq and is a predicted model, not a curated record.
AGCCGUUGAAACAUUAAGAUCAAAUGCUUUCUAAGCUACCCGCCAACGUCCCAUCUCACCUGAGCCUUCGGUUCUUGAAAAUUUACUGCAAUUCCGGCGAUUUACAACGUGCCCGUCGCUUGUUCGACCAAAUUCCCCAUCCAGACCUCCGUGCAUGGACCGUGCUAAUUUCAGGCCACACGCGACAUGGGUUUCCAAAGGAAUCUAUAAAGCUUUACACUUCAUUGAGAGGUCGGCACAUUGUUCCCGAUAAUCUUCUUCUUCUCUCGGUUGCUAAGGCGUGCGCGUCUUUGGGUGAUCUCAGAAAUGCUAAAGAACUUCAUGAUGAAGCAAUUCGAUUUGGGUUUCAUUCAGAUAUCGCUUUGGGUAAUGCCAUGGUUGAUAUGUUUGGAAAAUGUAAAUACGUUGAUGGGGCAAGGCAGGUUUUUGAUGACAUGCCGGCCAAAGAUGUGGUUUCAUGGACGUCUUUGUGUUCUUGUUAUGUAAACUGUGGGCUGCCAAGAGAAGGUUUGGUGGCUUUUCGGGAGAUGGGUUUGAAUGGAGUGAGACCCAAUGCGGUGACUGUGUCUUCAAUCCUGCCUGCUUGCUCAGAAUUGAAAGAUUUGAAUUUGGGCAGAGAGAUUCAUGGGUUUGUGGUCAAACAUGCAAUGGAAGAGAAUGUAUUUGUUAGCAGCGCACUUGUCAACAUCUAUGCUAGUUGUCUGAGCAUUAAACAAGCUCAAAUGGUGUUUGAUAUGAUGCCUCAACGAGAUGUUGUGUCCUGGAAUGUACUUCUAACAGCGUAUUUCUCGAAUAGAGAUUGCGAAAAGGGUAUAGCUCUGUUUUGUAGGAUGAGAAGGGAAGGUGUUAAAUUGGAUGGUGCUUCUUGGAAUGCUGUUAUUGGUGGGUGCCUGAAUAAUGGGCAAACUGAACAGGCACUGAAAAUGCUUGAACAAAUGCAAGAAUCAGGAUUUAAGCCCAAUCAGAUAACAAUUACUAGCUUGUUACCAGCUUGCAAAGAUUUGGAGAGCCUGAGAGCAGGCAAAGAGGUUCAUAGUUAUAUCUUUAGAAAUUGUUUGAUGGAAGACUUGGCAACCACAACAGCUCUAGUUUUCAUGUAUGCAAAAUGUGGUGAGUUGGAACUUUCGAGGAGGGUCUUUGAUAUGAUGCCAAGAAGGGAUACAGUUGCUUGGAAUACAAUGAUCAUUGCAAACUCGAUGCAUGGGAAUGGAGAAGAAGCCUUGCUGCUGUUCAGAAAAAUGUUAGACUCCGGGGUGAAGCCAAACUCUGUUACUUUUACUGGUGUUUUGUGUGGUUGUAGCCAUUCGCGGCUGGUUGAAGAAGGCAUCAUGGUUUUUGAUUCAAUGAGGAGGGAUCACUCAGUAGAACCCGAUGCAGAUCAUUAUUCCUGCAUGGUUGAUGUACUUAGCCGUGCCGGUCACCUAGAAGAGGCAUAUCAGUUCAUACAGAGAAUGCCAAUGGAACCUACACCUGGUGCUUGGGGAGCAUUGCUUGGUGCCUGUAGAGUGCAUAAAAAUGUGGACUUCGCGAAAAUUGCAGCAAACAGGCUGUUUGAGAUUGAACCCGAUAACCCUGGUAACUAUGUAUUAUUGUCCAACAUUUUAGUUACUGCCAAAAGAUGGGAAGAAGCUUCAGAAACUAGGAAGUUGAUGAGAGACAGAGGAGUGACAAAAACACCAGGUUGUUCUUGGGUUCAGCUGAGAAAUAGAGUCUACUCUUUUGUUGCUGGUGACAGGAGCAAUGAACGUAGCGAGGAGAUAUACAAGUUUUUGGUUGAGAUGGGUGAGAAGAUGAGAUUGGCAGGGUAUGUGCCCAACACAGAUUUUGUUCUGCAAGAUGUGGAUCAAGAGGAGAAAGUGGGGAUCCUUUGCAACCACAGUGAGAAGCUUGCUGUUGCUUUUGGGAUACUCAAUUUGAAUGGUGAAUCGACAAUUCGGGUAUUUAAGAACUUGAGGAUAUGUGGUGACUGCCAUAAUGCCAUCAAGUUCAUGGCCAAGAUUGUUGGUGUGCAGAUUAUAGUCCGAGAUUCGUUGAGGUUUCACCAUUUCAAAGAUGGAGAUUGUUCUUGCAGAGAUUUUUGGUGAUUUUCAGUAUCCAGGUUACUGUGUUGAAUGAUGUAAAUCAAUUGGAGCAAUGCCAUCCAAAGUUCUAAACGCCAAAGGGCCUGGAUGGAUGCGUGGACUGAUUUA